Molecule: messenger RNA, 3444 nt
Organism: Kalmanozyma brasiliensis GHG001
Lineage: Eukaryota; Fungi; Basidiomycota; Ustilaginomycetes; Ustilaginales
Product: WD40 repeat
Exons: 1
Coding region: 1-3444 (1147 amino acids)
Biological process (GO): pyrimidine nucleobase metabolic process; nucleotide catabolic process
Molecular function (GO): nucleotidase activity; protein binding
Source: RefSeq, a predicted model, not a curated record
AUGAUUGCCGGGACUACAGCAGGCGAGGCUGGUCCCUCAUCGGCAUCCAGCACAGCGCCUGUACGGAGGCGAACAACGUCACGACCGGCCGAUUCGCCAGCUCGAAAGCAGGCUUCCGAGGAUGCUCUGGCGUCUGGAUCACCCUCGCGAAAAGCAGCAGUCCGCAAGCAGACCUCAUCUACAACGCAGCGAGCGCAGUCCUUGCAUCCCAAUACGCCCAAUGGCAAGUCGGCGAGCAAGACCAUCAACGGCAACGAUGCCGCGGCCUCUGGCAGCAUCAGUAGUCCAGCGCACAAACCAAUCGCCACCCAUGCAGAACCAUCACAACCGCACCAAGACGAAAGCACCAGCACCGAUGACUUGACUGCUCUCACUAGUCGAAUUGGCUUUGAACCACGUACUAUCCCAGGCCUACCAGACCCUUCUCUUCGCACCAACGAGGCCAUCGUCUGGCUCGACAUCGACAAUACACUCUACAAGCGGAGCACCAAGAUCGCUGAGCUCAUGGCAGAUCGCAUUCGAGCCUACUUUCACGGUAUGGGCCUCAGUCAAGAAGAUGCCAAGACUCUCCACACCACCUACUACAAGACCUAUGGCCUCGCCAUCCGCGGCCUUGUCAAACACCAUCAGAUCGACCCUCUCGACUACGACCGCAAAUGCGAUGCUAGCCUGCCACUCGACGACAUCCUGCAACCAGACCAUCAGAUCAAACGUCUUCUCACCGAUAUCGACCGUACUCGCGUGCGCGUGUUCGCCCUCACAAAUGCAUACAAACAUCAUGCCAACAGGGUGCUGCGGCUACUCGACCUCGAAGACCAGGUAGAAGGCAUCGUCUACUGUGACUACGCGGUGCCCGACUUUGCUUGCAAGCCAGAGCUCGACUACUACCGUGCGGCGCUUCUGGUCGUCGGCGCCGAGCCCGACACACGCCACUACUUUGUUGACGACAGCUCACUCAACGUCGUAGCCGCAAAGGAGCUUGGCUGGCAUUCCUGCAUCUACUUCCGAGAAGAGGACGACCCUAUCCCAUCACCCUCUGCAGCCGGCGAGAACGACCGCAAAGCAGCCGUUUCCUUCGACGCUACAGCCUUGCAGCCCAAGGCAGGGGCGAAGAGCAGCUUUGAUGAGGAAGCAAUCCGCCACGAGUUUCAGAAGCUGCCGGCCCAUCUACGAAUCCAGCUGCUCGGUAUCAUAUUGGACGCAUGCCUUCCAGGCGACAUCGCCACCAUGUCCAAGACGCUGGAAAAGCAGCUGCGCCUGACUCGCGAUGUCGUCAGCGGCUUGCCAGACCAGGUCGCGCUCAAGAUCUUUGAGAAGCUACCCAUUCAGGACCUGCUCCGCUGCCGCCACGUCUCCAAAAAGUGGCACACGCUCGCCGCUACACCAGAGCUGUGGAGAUCGCAUGCGAUCGCGCUGACCGAGGCGGAUCCAGUCAAGCUCGUCGCUCCGACUGAUCCAGAAGGAUGGGAGCCGCUUGUCAAAGGCCUCUUCUUCCGCGAGCGCAACUGGGCGAAAGGCCUAGCGCAGAACAUCCAGAGACUCGAGGGGCAUUCUGGCUUUGUCACAGCAAUGAAGCUCAAGGAGCGCAAGACACUCGUAUCAGGAAGCUACGACGAGACCAUCCGAAUAUGGGACAUCUCUACGGGUAUCUGUCGAAAGGUGUUGCGCGCCAAAGCCAUUGCCUGCCUCGACUUUCUGCUGGACGAAGGCGUCUUGUGCGCUGGCUUAUACGACACCGGCCGCGUGUUGGUCUGGGACAUGAAGAGCUGGGAACUCAUCCAGACGCUCUCCGGUCACAAUCGCGGUAUUCGCAACGUGGCCAUCAACGAGCGCUACUUGGUCAGUGUCGGUCAGGACAAAGCCAUCGUGGUCUGGGACUGGAGAACGGGUGUCAAAGUGGUACGAUUCGGCCAGCAGAGCAACGUGUCGCUGGGCGUCUCGCUGGUCGAUAAGGACAAGCUGGUCGCGGUCACGGUCGACGGCAUGAUCCGAUGCUUCAGCAUCCCACGCAGAGAGAUGAUCGGCCAAUUCCAGCUGACCAAGCUAGGCGGUCCUGAGCUCGGACUGGCUGCACGGCUGGGAGACCUCUCGAGUGGAUCUUUCAUGCUCGAAUGGUUCGCGGCACACGGCAACACAAUGACGGUCGCUUCCAAGAGCGUGGUGGUGCAUCUCGAGUGGCAGGAGCACGUAGUCCCUGCUCAGGAUUCUCAGACUCCUCUGACCGCCGAAGGUCUUCGUCGAAGUGCCUCGUCCCGUCUCAGCAACGUUGGUGGCAUGGCAAGUUCGGCGCUCAGCCCGCUCCGCAACCGUCGAGACUCGACGAUGAGCAAUGCAAGCACCAGGGCUGCCUCGCCGUCCAUCGGCACGCCCGUGAGGUCUCGGCGCGACUCGAACACGAGCAUCAGCUCUUCGACCAGCGGUCUCGGGCAGACGAGAUCGCCACGUCGCACCAACACAACUCCUGCACGCGCGGGUCGGGCGUCCAUGGGUGGCUUUGAGUCUCCCUCGAUCUCGACCCUGUCCACGCCUUCUCGGCCCGGUCCACGCAACUCGACGAACCGGAUUGGUGGUCCCGCGCCUUGGCCGCUCGCCGUCGCUGAGGGCGAGGCGGCUGGACGAGCGUCAGGUACGCCACCUCCCAGGCCUCCAAGAAGGAUCAGCACGUCUACCUCGGCCGCCUCAAUCUCCUUCCCAUCCACGCCUGCCACCAAAGCUGACGACGCAGCAGCAGAUGUGUCUACACCACAUAUGAACGCCAAAGCUGACCCAGAUGGUGCCGCGCCCUCUAAUGCUACACGCAUCGCUCCGGACCUGUCCACCGCUCCCAAGGUGGUGUCGAUCCUGGAAACGCCCGAUGUCGCUGUGGGCUGCGUCGAUCCGACCAAGAGACGCAUUGCUGCAUCGACACGAUUCAGCAGUCGUGCUGGAGCUGAACGCCAGCUCUACGCCAGCAGUCUGCCUCUGGAUCAUGGCAAGACCUCCACCCAGCUCGCCGCAGCCACCUCGAGCGCCAACGAUCUUGAGGCUGCUUCUGGGGCUCAAGAGUCGUCGACCUCAACGGCGGACUCGGCGGAUAUCGAGACGAACCACACCGUUCCGAUUCGUGGAGCGUGGGCGGCGCAGUCCGAGGAUCUGGCCACGCCGGCACGCAAUCCGAUGGCCAUGGAGCUGGACCACGAGAGCGUCGUCGUCGGCUGCGCAGAUGGCCUCAUCUACCGCAUCCACUUUGUCGGCUCUGAGUACGGGCCAGAGACAUCAGAGACGUCGUCUGCGAAGGCCUGGAUGGCCAACGGAGACGAUGGCACAAGCAAGAUUGGCGAUGCUACGAUUACGGAUCUGCUGCAGCUGAGAGAGGUCUGGAGCGACAUCAUGGUGCCCGAAGGGGACAAAGAUCAUCCUGGGAGGCUACAGAGGGAUCGAAUGAAGGAAAUGGGUCUCAAGUAG